Saccostrea cuccullata (small rock oyster) is the source of this 991-nucleotide messenger RNA. RefSeq lists its product as uncharacterized. The transcript has 3 exons. Bases 358 to 768 code for a protein of 136 amino acids. The record is from RefSeq and is a predicted model, not a curated record. Lineage: Eukaryota; Metazoa; Mollusca; Bivalvia; Ostreida; Ostreidae.
UCAACUUUCAUAGAAAGGUCUCGAUCACUGCUGAUUGGUUCGGGAAUAAAGAGAUGUAAUUUUAAAACUAAAUAUUGAUUAAACGAGUUCAUUUUGUUUAAAUAUAUAUCUGCACAUUCAUUCCUAGUGGUCGUAAUCAUGUAUAAUUCAUUUGUCUAGAUUAACAAUAGGCAGUUAGAUGAUUAGAGUGCAUAAUAUAUAUGUUUCGGUCUUUUUAAAUCCCGCCAGGUGUAAGCUACCGAUACACGCGAUCCUAGUUACCGUCUGCUCGCCUCACGCGGGAUUCCUGGCAGACAUUGGUUGUCUUUGGAUAUAGUUCCAGAGUCUGGGAAUUGCAAUUUUGAGGGAACUUUGAAUAUGGCGCAAGAAUUAUUACCCGAGGAGAAAAGCAAAAUUGUUGAAGAGCUGAAACCAGCCGUACAAGACUACAGUCACCAGGAUAGUUUAUUCGGGAAUGCGUUCUCAUCAAAGGCCUACUUUAUUGUUCACCCAGAAUGGCUAUCAGAAAAUGUAGAUCCGCCCAAAUCUCAGCCACUGCCAAGGAAACCCUGGCCCUGGGAGCAACCCAAAUAUCGCCAGAACGUUCAGCGAUACGUCAAUGGCGAGAUGACCCCAGAUACCUCAACAAAUGGUCUGAAUUCACCGGCCCCAGAGUUCGAUAUUCCUGAACCCGGCUAUUCAUUUACCCAACCCCUGAAAGGUGACUACGAAUCAGAAAUAUUGGACAAAAAGCCUGAACUGGAUUUAAGUACGAAACGUUUGUUUUAAUAAUUUAGUUACCGAAAGUUAUAAAUCACGAAGAAUGUCUGACGAUAUGAAUGGUGAUCGAUCAAGAACUCCAUCCAUGGAAAACUCAUACAUUAGUCCUUAUUUAGCAAUGCUCACGGACACAAUGUUGCUAAUGCUAGAUGUUACCGCUUCCAGUAUUAUAAUGUACAACAUAUGUGUGCAAUGAAUAAUUUAUUUUCACGUUAGUAAACCAUCAUUUUUU